AUGGCGACGACUAUACCCGGUAGUUUGGUCAACAAAACAAAAAAAUUCUUUAUGGGCAUGCCAGCUCCCUCUGGUUAUGUUCCAGGAGUAGGAAGAGGAGCAACGGGAUUCACAACUCGGUCGGAUAUUGGCCCAGCUCGUGAUCCAACUGAUGUUCCUGAAGCCGGUCCAGUCGGCCCAUCACAAGGACCUCCACCUGCGAAAAAAGCAAGAGAGGAAGAAGAACGUGAAGCCGAUGACUUGAACGAUGCCAAUUAUGAUGAGUUUAACGGCUAUAGUGGUUCGUUGUUCGCAAAAGAUCCUUAUGACCAAGAAGACGAAGACGCCGAUCGAGUAUAUGCGGAGGUUGAUGAUCGUUUGGACGAGAGACAUCGUGAUCGAAGAGAGAAAAAAUACAAAGAGCUUGUUGAGAAAUAUCAUAAAGAGAGACCAAAAAUCCAGCAAGAGUUUUCGGAUUUAAAGCGACAACUUGCUGAGGUAACUGACGAUGAGUGGCAAGCGAUUCCUGAGGUCGGAGAUUUGCGUAAUAAAGCAAAAAGAAACCCGAGAAACGAAAAGUUCACGCCGGUUCCUGAUUCGCUCAUUGCUAUGAGCAUGAAUUACGGUGCCAUGAACACCUCGAUCGAUGCAAACACGGGAAUGACAACGCCGUUCUCUAGUGGGAUGACUUCUACUUUUGGUGCUGGUACAAAAUCUGGAAUUCUUACGCCUGGAUGGAAAACUGGAAUUGAAACUGGCACUUCUAGUUCGAUUGAUCUCGAUUUAAAUAAAAUUGGACAGGCAAGAAAUAAGAUCAUGGAUAUUAAAUUGAAUCAAGUUUCGGAUUCAGUUUCUGGGCAAACAGUGGUUGAUCCUAAAGGAUAUUUGACCGAUUUGCAAUCUAUGAUCCCACAAUAUGGUGGAGAUGUUAACGACAUUAAAAAAGCUCGAAUGUUGCUAAAAUCUGUUCGAGAGACGAACCCUCGUCACCCUCCAGCGUGGAUUGCUAGUGCUGGAUUGGAAGAAGCAGUCGGAAAAUUGCAGACUGCUCGCAAUUUAAUUAUGGAAGGUUGUGAAAAAAACAAGACGUCUGAAGAAUUAUGGCUGGCCGCAAUUCGAAUGCAUCCACCCGAAUUGGGAAAGUCGAUUGUGGCUAACGCAGUGCGAGCGUGUCCCCACAGUGUGAGGUUGUGGAUACGAGCUGCAGAUUUGGAGACAGACCUCAAGGAUAAGAAGAAGGUUCUUCGAAAAGCGCUCGAACAAAUCCCGUCAUCUGUUCGUUUGUGGAAAGCGGCUGUUGAGCUAGAGGAACCGGAGGAGGCAAGAAUCCUGUUGACUCGAGCUGUCGAAUGUUGCAGUACAAGUACUGAAAUGUGGCUGGCUUUGGCGCGUCUUGAAACUUAUGAAGAGGCUCGUAAAGUGUUGAAUAAGGCCCGUGAACAUAUUCCGACCGACCGUCAUAUUUGGUUGAAUGCCGCACGGCUGGAAGAGACGAGAGGACAAAAGGACAUGGUGGACAGAAUAGUUGCGAAAGCAAUUUCAUCAUUGAAAGCAAACCAGGUUGAAAUCAAUCGCGAUCAGUGGAUGAAGGAUGCUAUCGAUGCAGAACAGGCGAAUUGUCCAUUAACAUGUCAAGCUAUUAUUCGAAAUGUGAUUGGCAUUGGUGUUGAAGAUGAAGAUAAGAAAGCGACAUGGCUUGAAGAUGCUGAAUCUUUCGAAAAACAACAAGCUUACACGUGUGCUCGUUCGGUAUUUGCAAUUGCUCUUAUCGAAAUGCCAAGAAAAAAGAGUAUUUGGAAUGCGGCUAUUCAGUUCGAAAAAGAUCAUGGAACAAUAAAAGAACACGAGGACAUUUUGCAAAAAGCCACUGAAAUUGUACCUGAAGUUGAAGUUUUUUGGCUGAUGCUCGCAAAAUUGCGAUUUGUUAACAAGCGAGUUGAAGAUGCCCGCAACACUUUGAAAGAUGCAUUCGAGAAGCAUGGCCAUCAAUCCGAGACAAUUUGGCUGGCGGCUACGAAAAUUGAAAUCGAGUCUGAUCAAUUCGAUACUGCAAGAUCGCUGUUUGUUAAAGCCAGAAAUAAGGCAUCUUCAGCCAGUGUCUGGAUGAAGAGUGCUCGUUUUGAAUGGUGCCUUGGUAAUUUGAAAGAAGCAAAAGAUCUUGUCGAGCAAGGUAUCAAACUCUACGAUGAUUAUCCGAAAUUGUAUCUUGUACUCGGUCAGAUCCUCGAACAGAUGAAAAAUGUCGAUGCAGCACGUACUGCCUACACGAGCGGAAUCCGAAAAUGUCCUGGAGUCGUGCCAUUGUGGGUAUCACUUGUGCGACUUGAGGAGAAUGCUGGACAAAUUGUUAAAGCUCGAGUUGAUUUGGAGAAAGCGAGACUCCGAAUUCCAAAAAAUGAAGAUUUGUGGCUGGAAUCGGUGCGAUUUGAAAUGCGUGUUGGAUGUCCAGAAUUGGCGAAAGAACGCAUGAGUCGCGCACUUCAAGAAUGCGACGGAAGUGGUAAACUGUGGGCUGAAGCAAUUUGGAUGGAGGGACCACACGGCAGACGCGCAAAGUCUAUCGAUGCGUUGAAACGGUGCGAACAUAACCCGCAUGUGCUCGUUGCGGCAGCACGACUAUUUUGGAGUGAAAGGAAGAUCAAGAAAGCGAAAGAAUGGUUCUUACGAGCUGUGAAUCUCGAUCCAGACAGCGGUGAUGCAUUUGCGAAUUAUCUUGCAUUCGAACAGAUCCAUGGAAAAGAGGAGGAUCGUAAAAAAGUGAUCGAGAAGUGCAUUCAAGCAGAUCCUCGACAUGGCGAUCUAUGGCAACAAAUGGCUCAACAGGUUGUCAAUGUGUACACGACGGCUUCUUCUGCGGACAAUUUAUCUCGACAUGAAAUGCUAAUGUGGGUUAACGAUUGUCUUCAAAGUCAAUUUACGAAGAUUGAGCAGCUUCAUACUGGAGCUGGAUAUUGUCUGUUUACUGAUUUUUUGUUUCCCGAUUCGAUUCAAUUGAAGAAAGUUAAAUGGAACAGUCGACUUGAGUUGGAUUGGUUAGCCAAUUGGAAACUUGUUCAAACUGCUUGGAAAAACAUUGGAGUUGAAAAAGUUGUUCCAGUAGACCGUCUAAUAAAGGGAAAAUUCCAGGAUAAUUUUGAAUUUCUUCAAUGGUUUAAGAAAUUAUUUGAUGCGAACUAUGACGGACAUGAGUAUGAUCCUGUUGCGGCUCGCGGUGGUGAGGAUUUGCCAUCUGAUGCUCCACCUGCGGCUUCUAAAGCGCCGAGCCGCAUGCCGGCGCGCAACGUUGCCGCCAAGCCUGUGACAACAGUUCGCAGUGCGAACGCAACAUCUGCUACUCGACCAAGUCCGGCGCGGCCUACUCCCACUUCUCGAGUUGGUCCAGCGGCGGCAUCGCAUUCGAACGGAAGUCGAACUGCUACUCAGGUUGCUGCCCAACCGACGAAACCAGCCCAAUCGAAUGUGGAUGCUCUACAAUUGAAGCAAAUGAAAGAGGAGCUGGAGGAGGUAAAUCGCCAACUUUCCGAAAGCGACAAUGUGAUCGCCAGCCUUGAAAAAGAACGUGACUUUUAUUUCAGUAAACUAAGAGCCAUUGAAGUUAUCUGUCAAGAUAAUGAAUCAAUUGGAAAUGUUGAAGUUUCCAGAAUAAUUGACGUUUUGUACGAAACUGAAGAAGGAUUCGCUCCACCAGACGAGGAUGCCAACGGCCAGUCAGAAGAAUUUUAA
Caenorhabditis bovis is the source of this 3702-nucleotide messenger RNA. Lineage: Eukaryota; Metazoa; Nematoda; Chromadorea; Rhabditida; Rhabditidae. The record is from the annotation of a GenBank genome assembly.